This is a messenger RNA of Sparassis crispa, 360 nucleotides long. RefSeq lists its product as hypothetical. The coding region runs from base 1 to 360 and encodes 119 amino acids. The transcript is spliced from 3 exons. The record is from RefSeq and is a predicted model, not a curated record. Lineage: Eukaryota; Fungi; Basidiomycota; Agaricomycetes; Polyporales; Sparassidaceae.
AUGUGGAAACGCAGCCAGAUUGCGAAGCGGGCGGGCGACUGGUGUCGAAAGUUGGAGGCGUUCUCAAGGAAUUACGUCUCAGUCUGGAGACCAAGGAGGUUUCUGAAGGCUUCUCGCGCGGUGGCAGCUCGUCCGGUUGUGCGUCGUUGCACUGUUAUUGAUUCAGAGCCAGAAGUACAUUCAACCCUCAAGAUUGUCGUUCCGAGCGAUGAGCGCAGACUCGAGGCGCGCUCGCGCGGGGUCAUGCGACGACCAAGCGACGACGCCGAGAAAAUUGUGAAGACCGAAAUUGCGAAGAAGACCGAAGUUGCGAGAAAGACCGAAAUUGCGAAGAAGACCGAAAUUGCGAAGAAGAUCUAG